AUGGCCGAUAAUGCUUUUCAUAAGCUAGGAACUAUUCAAAGUGGGUGUAAAAGGAAACUGAUUGGUUUCUGUCAUGGUCUAGUAUGUCUGUACAGGGUAAAAGAGGAACUCAUUGAGGUAUGCAAUCCUUCUAGACGUGAGAUUUUGGUUAUACAUGCACCUCGUCCUACAAAACGGAUCAAGAGCUAUGGAUUCGGGUUUGAUUCUGCAAUGAAGCAGUACAAGGUUGUCUUUGUUUUUGAUGUGUUUGUAUGCAUGGUUUUUACACUUGGAGGCAAUUCACCGUCAUGGAGAUGGAGAGAGAUUCCAUUUACUAACGUAGACGAUGAACUACAGUCUCGAUUAUUGGCUUUCGAAUGUCCUGCGAAAACAAAAAAAUCAGCCGUCCUUUGCAAUGGAGCUCUUUAUUGGAAGAAACAAAAUAGUAAACCUAGUGAAUUGGUUAUGUAUGAUAUUCACGAAGAGAGGUUUCAAAUCAUUCAAGUUCCAGAUGAAUUCGUCGAACCAUACCAACUGUUUGAAUACGGAGGAUCCUUAUGUGCCGCACGUAUGGAAAAAUUUGGAAAGAAGAAGUGUAACGUUCACCCGCAGAGGUUAACUAAAGAGAAGUACGACGACGGUGAACACCAAAUGGUAUGGACAGGUGAGCCUCCUUUCAUUCUCGCAGAUUUUAAAAAAGAAUUAGAGUUACCUCCAUUGAAGGAUCUAAAUGGGAAACAGGGUGCUCGUAUUGUGACCGUCCAAGAUCAAAUAUUACUUCACUAG
This is a messenger RNA of Papaver somniferum (opium poppy), 765 nucleotides long. RefSeq names its product putative F-box protein At1g33530. Lineage: Eukaryota; Viridiplantae; Streptophyta; Magnoliopsida; Ranunculales; Papaveraceae. The record is from RefSeq and is a predicted model, not a curated record. The transcript has a single exon. The coding region runs from base 1 to 765 and encodes 254 amino acids.